CAUCUCCCGGCUUAAAUGUCAAUUCGUGCUCUGUACUUAUUAAUGUUACGAAUUUAUAUUUAAUUAUAAAAUAUUUUAAGCAAAUUAAUCUCAUAGUAAAUAAUCGAUUUCUGCGAAGAUUCAUCAAUUCAAUUACAAUAUAUUCCAAUUCCAUCAUCGUACAUAAAUUCAAGUGAAAAUCUCAAAAAAUGAAAAACGUUUUGGAUGUCAUGUCGUUGCAGCAGCACGUGGAAACGAGCAAAGCCCAAAAUAUGAAGCCCAUUGAUUAUCGCAAGUCCACUAAACCUGGCCUAGUGCCACUUUACAUCUUCGAGUGUGCUGCCAAGCUCAAGAUGAAGCCACUGACUGCCGCAUGUGCUGCCAUUGUUUAUCAUCGUUUCUUCAAAGAGGUCAAAGCUAGCGAUUAUGAUGAGUUCCUGAUUGCCGCCUCAUCAUUGUAUUUAGCUGGGAAGAUCAAAGACGACGAUACAGUGAAAAUUCGCGAUGUCAUCAACGUGGCAUACAGCACUUUGAACCGCGGAAGUGCGCCUCUGGAUCUAAAUGAUGAAUACUGGGCCAUGCGGGACGCCAUUGUCCAAGCCGAACUGCUCAUCACGCGUACUCUCAGCUUCGACCUAAACAUUGAGCUGGCACACAAGUAUUUACUUUACUACAUGAAGACAUUGCAGGACUGGGUGGGCGCCGAUGUGUGGAACUCAGUGCCAAUUGCCAAGACUGCCGCCUCCUACUUGCAGGACUUCCAUCACAGUCCCAACAUCCUGAAAUACAAGCCCACACACGUGGCAAUCGGUUGCCUCUCCUUGGCACUGCAGACAUAUGGUGUGCAGGUGCCACUAACUGAUGAGUCCGAUGAGGCUUGCAUGUGGUAUAAGCCACUGGUUAAGGACUUUACCAGGGAGAAUCAGUGGGAGAUCAUCGAGGAUGUCAUUGAAGUGUACAAACAUGAGGCGUCGUUGAAGGCCACUUAAGACUAAAAUCCCAUAACAUAAAUUUUG
Messenger RNA from Drosophila albomicans, 995 nucleotides. It is a transcript of the gene koko, whose product is annotated as cyclin-Q. The transcript is spliced from 5 exons. Gene Ontology annotation, biological process: regulation of transcription by RNA polymerase II. Gene Ontology annotation, cellular component: nucleus. Gene Ontology annotation, molecular function: cyclin-dependent protein serine/threonine kinase regulator activity. The coding region runs from base 189 to 968 and encodes 259 amino acids. NCBI's taxonomy places the organism in Eukaryota, Metazoa, Arthropoda, Insecta, Diptera, Drosophilidae. The record is from RefSeq and is a predicted model, not a curated record.